Molecule: messenger RNA, 2044 nt
Organism: Hirundo rustica (Barn swallow)
Lineage: Eukaryota; Metazoa; Chordata; Aves; Passeriformes; Hirundinidae
Gene: MCRS1
Product: microspherule protein 1
Biological process (GO): positive regulation of transcription by RNA polymerase II
Cellular component (GO): Ino80 complex; MLL1 complex; NSL complex
Molecular function (GO): G-quadruplex RNA binding; protein binding
Source: RefSeq, a predicted model, not a curated record
CCGCUUCACCCUCGCGACAGUCCGCAUCUCCCGGACUAACGGGACACAUCCUCACCCCACAAGUCGGUCCCGGCCGCUCCGGACCCGCCACAACCCCGGUAACGGCGCCUGAAACGCUACAACCGCGGCUCUGCCCACACUCAAGAUGGCGCAGCACUCUGAGGCCUCACCAGAACCUUCAAUAUGGCGGUGCCCACUGCAGCCUCAGUGACGACAUUCUCAUGCCCGUGCGGACCGGAAGUGGCGCGGCCAUAGCGGCCCGGAGUACCCGGGACUGAUUCCCACGAUGGCCACCAGCCGCUCGGAGGACGAGGAGUCCCUGGCGGGGCCCAAGCGGGGCCCGGCCACCCCUGUGGGGACUGUCCCCAAACGGCGCAGCUCCUCCAGGUUCAUCAAGCGGCGCAAGUUCGACGAUGAGCUGGUGGAGAGCAGCCUGGCCAAGUCCUCCAGGGCCAAGGGGGGCCCCGAGCCCCCCCCCAGACCCGGGGGGACAAGACCCCCCCCCGGGGAGCGCAGGAAGGUGUCACGGGCCGUGCCCCCCCCGGGCCCCCCCGGGCCUGGCCCCCCCCCCGGCCUGCCCAAACGCCUCAAGAAGAGCAAACCCAGCCCCGCCCCCCGCGACCUGGGCAGGUGGAAACCCGCGGAUGACCUGCUGCUCAUCAACGCCGUGCUGCAGACCAACGACCUGACCUCGGUGCACCUGGGGGUGAAGUUCAGCUGCCGCUUCACCCUGCGGGAGAUCCAGGAGCGCUGGUACUCGCUGCUCUACGACCCCGUCAUCUGCAAGCUCUCAUGCCAGGCCAUGCGCCAGCUGCACCCCGAGGCCGUGGCCGCCAUCCAGAGCAAGGUGCUGUUCAGCAAGGCCGAGGAGCAGCUGCUGACCCGCGUACCAUCGAGCCCUGUUCCCUCGCUGGACACGUUCCAGGAGCUGCUGCAGCGUCACCCGGCCGUGUUUUACCCUGCCAGGACCCCCAAGGCCCUGCAGCUGCAUUGGCAGCUGCUGCGCCAGUACCACCUCCUGCAGGACCAGACAGUGCAGCCCCUCCCCAAGGGGGAUCAGGUGCUGAACUUCUCCGAUGCCGAGGAGCUGCUGGACGACAGCAAACUCAGGGACGUGCGGGACGAGGUGCUGGAGCACGAGCUGACGGUGGCUGACCGGCGGCAGAAGCGCGAGAUCCGGCAGCUGGAGCAGGAGCUGCACCGCUGGCAGGUGCUGGUGGACUCCAUCACAGGGAUGAGCUCCCCGGAUUUUGACAGCCAGACUCUGGCCGUGCUGCGGGGCAGGAUGGUUCGGUACCUGAUGCGCUCCCGCGAGAUCACGCUGGGGAGAGCCACCAAGGACAACCAGAUCGACGUGGACCUGGCGCUGGAGGGCCCGGCCUGGAAAAUCUCCCGCAAGCAGGGGGUGAUCAAGCUGAAGAACAACGGGGAUUUCUUCAUCGCCAACGAGGGCCGCAGGCCAAUCUACAUUGACGGGCGCCCGGUGCUGGGGGGCAACAAAUGGAAACUCAACAACAACUCGGUGGUGGAGAUCGCCAGUCUGCGCUUCGUGUUCCUGAUCAACCACGAGCUGAUCACGCUGAUCCGCAACGAGGCCGCGCGCCUCGGCCACCAGUGACACACCUGGGACACCUGGGGACACCAGUGACACACCUGGGGACACUUGGGGACACCUGGGACACACCAGGGACACCGGGGAACACACCUGGGGACAUGGGGGGACACUAGUGACACACCUGGGACACCUCGGGACACCAGUUUGGGAUUGGAAGCCUCCCAGUACUCCCAGUUCAGGACUGGGACCGUCCCAGUAACAUGAGUCUGGGACUGGGGCCCUCCCAGUGCCACCAGUUCAGCACUGGGGACCCCCAGCCCCAGCAGAUCAAUCAAGGGAUGAAUUUCCCUGGAAUUGCCCCCAGAUUCCACCCUCCCCCAUCCCAGAAUUUGGGGAUCCCCACCUCCCUCUGAGCCCCUCAAAUCCCAAAUUUCUGCCCCUUCCCCCAAGAAAUUCAUGGUUUUGUAAAGCUCCAACAUCUUUAUUGGA